CUGUGUUAUGUGUUCGUGUAAAAAAACAAUACAUUCAAGAUGUUCGCGAUCAUGGUUUUGACGCUGGUGCUGCUGAGUGAGAGCAGUGCCGAGUUAGGUCACUCCUGGGAAUGCGUCAGCGGCUCCGGGAAGAACGUCUCGAUACAGAGGACCGACAUUCCCGGCAGUUAUAAUGUCACAUAUUGCGCACCCGUCGCCGAUGAGGAAACCAAAUGGGAUCUUGCAGUGGGCACCCUUACUAACGUCUCGCCAAGCAGUUGCAUUUUUAGCAGUAAAACCGAGAAAAGCAAGUCUACAAGACAUUCUUCUGUCUUGUUUCCUAUCCGAAAUGGGAAUUGUUCCCGCAUCUGUGUCACUACUCAAAUGUACCUGUGGUACCGAGGUUGCUACCGCCUGGAGAACAAAUGGCUGGUGGGGGAGCCCUACAAUGCCUAUUACUUUGUUGAUAAUGCCAAUAUUACAGGCCCAGAAUAUUUCUGUAAUGGAUCUUUGUUCUUUCAUAAUUUGGGAACUGACCCUCCGACAUUCCACUUGUACCAGGGGCACAUGCCCGUCGACAGUUACUCCAUAACUAUCAGCAAUUCCACCGACGACGAGCCAGCCAUAAACAUUUCGGACGACUGCGUCCAACUGGGCGGGCAAGCGGGGCUGCGCUGCUCGCUGCGGCUGCCGCGCGGCUGCUACCGCCUGCAGCUGCUGCAGAGCGCGCCCUGGUUCGACAACACCUACUACGCCGAGCACUGCCGACUGAUGCACCACAGCUUCUGUACGUAG
Messenger RNA from Hyposmocoma kahamanoa, 774 nucleotides. RefSeq lists its product as uncharacterized. The transcript is spliced from 4 exons. Lineage: Eukaryota; Metazoa; Arthropoda; Insecta; Lepidoptera; Cosmopterigidae. Bases 40 to 774 code for a protein of 244 amino acids. The record is from RefSeq and is a predicted model, not a curated record.